GCUGAAGAGCUUAUAUAUACAACUCUAACUCCAAUCUAUACCGCAACCAAAGCCAGUUCAGAGAAAAUGGCCGUGCCUCUAAUCUCGAAGAAGAUCGUGAAGAAGAGAGUGAAGAGGUUCAAGAGACCUCAGAGUGACCGCAAGAUUUCCGUCAAGCCUAGCUGGCGUAGACCGAAGGGUAUAGAUUCUCGUGUUAGAAGAAAAUUCAAAGGAUGUGUUUUGAUGCCAAACAUUGGUUAUGGGUCAGACAAGAGGACUCGUCACUAUCUCCCUAACGGUUUCAAAAAAUUUGUUGUUAGCAACGUGAAGGACUUGGAAUUGCUCAUGAUGCACAACAGGACUUACUGUGCCGAGAUUGCACACAAUGUAUCAACAAGAAAGAGGAAGGAUAUAGUUGAGAGAGCUGCGCAGCUUGAUAUUGUCGUGACAAAUAAAACCGCCAGAUUACGCAGCCAGGAGGAUGAAUAGUCACUUUCUCUCAGUGAUUGUAAUGAUACCUGGAUAUCGGAUUUGGAUACUGUUUUUAAUUUGUUCUUUAAGGAAUUGUAAUAUGAUGUACAAUUAAAUUAUUAAUUGAUGACAUGUUGAUUAUUUGGA
Messenger RNA from Vigna radiata var. radiata (mung bean), 597 nucleotides. RefSeq names its product 60S ribosomal protein L32-1. Bases 67 to 468 code for a protein of 133 amino acids. Gene Ontology annotation, biological process: translation. The transcript is spliced from 3 exons. Gene Ontology annotation, molecular function: structural constituent of ribosome. Gene Ontology annotation, cellular component: ribosome; cytosolic large ribosomal subunit. Lineage: Eukaryota; Viridiplantae; Streptophyta; Magnoliopsida; Fabales; Fabaceae. The record is from RefSeq and is a predicted model, not a curated record.